Molecule: messenger RNA, 218 nt
Organism: Prorocentrum cordatum
Lineage: Eukaryota; Dinophyceae; Prorocentrales; Prorocentraceae
Source: the annotation of a GenBank genome assembly
GUCGUCGUGCAGACCAUCUUCGCGUCCCUGCCGGACCUCUUCACCCUGGUGAUCGUGGCCUGCCUUUUCCUUCUCAUCUUCGCGCUGUUCGCCACGUCUCUCCUGCGCGGAAGGCUGUACGGCUGCACGCUCGGGGCCGACGAGGUCGCGCUGUCGAAGGCCAUCGGCGGCGCCUUCGUCACGCCCCUGUGCCUCGGGUCCCUCGCCACCGAGGCGGG